Helicoverpa zea (corn earworm) is the source of this 3131-nucleotide messenger RNA. It is a transcript of the gene Usp5, whose product is annotated as ubiquitin carboxyl-terminal hydrolase 5. The transcript has 17 exons. Gene Ontology annotation, molecular function: cysteine-type deubiquitinase activity; protein binding; zinc ion binding. Bases 122 to 2530 code for a protein of 802 amino acids. NCBI's taxonomy places the organism in Eukaryota, Metazoa, Arthropoda, Insecta, Lepidoptera, Noctuidae. The record is from RefSeq and is a predicted model, not a curated record. Gene Ontology annotation, biological process: protein deubiquitination.
CAAAACCUAUCGUUAGUGUCCCAUCACAAAUAGAUCAAGAUCAAGUAUUUUUGGUGCGACGCUGAUUUUGGUCAGAAGAAAAUACAUUUUGUAAAAUUCUUUUACUAUUUUGAAGUACGCCAUGGCGUCGUUAGAUCUCUUAACACCGCAUUUAUCUAAAAUCAAAAUACCUGGUCCGCAGCAACUGAUUUACAAGGAUGAGUGUGUUUAUUCCUUUGACAAUCCGGAGUCAGACACAGGCCUAUACAUAUCCUUGGUGAGCUACCUCGGCUUCGGUCGCAACUACGUCGAGCAAUACUUCCAGAAGACAGGAAACAAUGUCUUUCUUCAUAUCAAGAGGGAGAAGAAGCCUGUCCCAGAGCCAGAGAAAACGGGCGAUGGUCCAGAGAAGAAGAUCACACGGUUAGCCAUCGGCGUAGAAGGGGGGUUCGACCCCGCUUGUGGCAAACCCAAGUUCACCUUCACAGACAUUUACAAUGUGGUGGUGCUGCCCGGCUUUCAUACGUAUCCCUGGCCUAAUCCUGCGUUGCCUGAAGUCGUGAACAAAGCAGUUCAGGCAGUGAUCGACGCGGAGUCUCCAUUCAAAAUCGCCGAGAUGGCAGCUCUUCAGGGCACGUGGGAUGGAGAGAAACGUGAAGUUUCUGUACAUGCGGUAGACCUGAAGCAGUUAGACAACGGCGUGAAGAUCCCGCCUUCAGGCUGGAAGUGUGACAAGUGUGAUCUGACCACUAACUUGUGGCUCAACCUCACUGACGGCUCCGUGCUGUGUGGCCGGCGGUUCUUCGACGGCUCAGGGGGCAAUGAUCAUGCUGUGGAACAUUACCGCGAGACGGGUUUCCCUCUAGCCGUGAAGCUUGGCACGAUCACGGCUGAUGGCAAGGGCGAUGUCUUCUCGUAUGCAGAAGACGAUAUGGUCGAGGACCCCUACCUGGCUGACCAUCUCAAGCAUUUCGGCAUUAACGUGCAGCAGUUACAGAAGACGGACAAAUCGAUGAUAGAACUGGAGUUAGAACUGAACCAACGAAGUGGAGAAUGGAACACUUUGCAAGAGUCGGGAAGCGAACUCCGACCGCUGUACGGGCCGGCACUCACCGGGCUGAACAACCUCGGCAAUACUUGCUAUAUCAAUAGUGUGGUGCAGGUAAUGUUCCGCAUGCCCGACUUCGUGCGUCGCUUCGUGGAUGGUGCUCCAGAAAUAUUCUCCACCUUCCCCGAAGAUCCCGUCAAUGAUUUCAAUGUGCAAACAGCCAAACUGGGUGUAGGGCUGAUCUCAGGUCGCUACUCGUUCCCGAGCGCUGAGGGCGGGUUCCAGGCGGGCGUGUCGCCGCACAUGUACCGCAACCUGGUCGGCAAGGACCAUCCCGAGUUCAUGACCAAGCGGCAGCAGGACGCACACGAGUUCUAUCUGCACUUCUUGUCAUUGCUGCAGCGCCACAGCCGCCACAAGCCCAACCCGGCGGACUGCCUGCGCUUCUGCGUGGAGGAGCGCGUGCAGUGCGGCGCGACGCGCGGCGUGCGCUACACGCGCCGCGCCGAGCACCACCUGCCGCUGCCCGUGCCGCUCGCCGCCGCCACCAACGCGCAGCAGCUGCAGCGCUACGAGCAGGCCCGCGCGCAGGCCGAGGCCAGCGGACAGAGGCUGGACCCGUCGCAAGUAGUGCGGCCGCACAUUCCGUUCCAGGCGUGUCUGGACAGCUUCAUGAAGGAGGAGACAGUUGAGCAGUUCUUCAGCAGUGCCGUCAACAAGAAGGUUACUGCUCACAAAAUCACUCGGCUAGCCACGUUCCCCGACUUCCUGCUGCUGCAGUUGAAGAAGUUCACCAUCAAGGAGGACUGGACGCCCGCCAAACUUGAUGUCGCCGUCGACAUGCCUUGGGAGGUGGAUCUAAGCUGCCUGCGCGGUCGCGGGCUGCAGCCGGACGAGACGCAGCUGCCCGACGCCGCGCCGGAGACGCCCGCGCCCGUCUUUGAUGAAGCCUUGCUCUCACAACUUUUGGACAUGGGCUUCCCCCUGGAGGCAUGCAAGAAGGCGCUGUACUACACGAACAACAGCGGCAUGGAGGCCGCCUCCAACUGGCUCAUGGAGCACAUGACCGACUGGGACUUCGCCAACAAGUUCACGCCGCCCGGCGCUGCUGGUGCAGCGGAAGUGGGCGCGGCCGGUGUAGACGAAGCAAGCGUGGAGCAGAUAAUGUGCAUGGGCUUCACUCGCGCGCAGGCGGCGCGGGCGCUGGGCGCCACGCGCGGCGACGUGCCGCGGGCGCUCGACUGGAUCUUCUCGCGGGCUGACGAGCUGGACGCGCCCGAGCAACCUGCUGUGCAGGAUAAUACGCAUGGCUGCAGGGACGGCCCGGAGAAGUACAAGUUGGUGGCGUUUAUCUCGCACAUGGGCACAUCGUCCAUGGUGGGCCAUUACGUGUGCCACGUGCUGCACGAGGGACGAUGGGUCAUAUUCAAUGAUAACAAGGUGGCCCUAUCAGAAAAUCCGCCCAAAGAUCUCGGCUACCUAUACCUAUACGAAAGGCUGUGAUGAUCAUGUAUAACUAGUGACUUGUUUGUACCAAAAAUCGCUGGCAAGGUUGUAUGGGAUACGAACCUCUGUGUUAGACUGCGUUUGUAUUAUGUAAACAAUAAGAGAUUUUAAUAAAAACAACUUUUAGGCGAUAUUUAUUUUAUAGAAAAAAACAAAUUGUUAAGAAAUUGAAUUAGGUUAAUAAAUUUUUUAUUAUCUAAUUAUUUUGCAUAGAAAAUGCUUUUGUGUUGCAAUUUUUACGUAAGACUUUUACCUGUUUUGUAGUUUGACAGUUACGUGUAGUUAUUGCAUUAGAAGUAAUCCUUGUAACCGCUUAGGCAUAUUGAAGGCAUUUCGUGUGUGUUUUGCACAAGGAAUCUCAAGCUAUAAUAACAUUUAACUUUUUUAAAUGUUUAUGUUAACUAAGCUGUACAUGAUUUUCCUGUAAUAACAAUCAGUUUUAUAACUGUACUGGAAGUACAAUCUAUUAUUCAUUAACAUUGCCGUACCUUGUAUCAAAUGCAUUUAUUGGUAAAGCAGCUUAGUGUUGGAUAAUUUUAUUGUAAAAUAUCAAAACAUCACUAAAACAACGAAAACUGAAAGUAAAUUAUUACAAAAA